GAUACUAGAUAUAGUCAAACAAACCGGCAGGGAACCCACACAUACACACACGAUAUCCCUCGAUCUGUCAAGGCGUCAACCUCCCUCACCAACCACCAACCAUGGCGGCGGCGGCGGCAGCAGCAACCACCACCACAUUUUCCACCACCUUAACCCACCGUCACCACCACCACAACCAACCACCACCUUCAAUCACCACCUUCCACCCCUUCAAUCCCACCAAAAAAUCCUCAUCAUUCAAACCCCUAAAAUCCUCCCAAACCCUAACUCGCCACACCCCCAUUUCCGCCACCUCAUCACCAUCAUCCACCCAAUCAGCGACGUCGUUUCACGGAAAAUGCUACGUUGUCCGUGACAACAUCGACACCGAUCAAAUCAUCCCGGCCGAAUACCUAACCCUAGUCCCAUCAAAACCCGACGAAUACAAAAAACUCGGUUCAUACGCCUUAAUCGGUCUCCCUGCAGCCACAUACACGACCAGGUUCAUUGAACCUGGAAAAUACGAAUCCGAAUACAAAAUCAUUAUCGCAGGCGACAAUUUCGGGUGCGGUUCGUCUCGAGAACACGCGCCUGUUUGUUUAGGUGCUGCUGGAGCGGUGGCGGUUGUAGCGGAAUCUUAUGCGAGGAUUUUUUUUAGGAAUUCGGUUGCGACCGGAGAAAUAUAUCCGUUGGAAUCGGAAGUUAGGGUUUGUGAUGAAUGUAGUACUGGUGAUUUGGUAACAAUAGAACUAGAGGGGAGUUUGUUGGUGAAUCAUACUACUGGAAAAGAGUAUAAGUUGAAACCUAUCGGUGAUGCUGGUCCUGUUAUUCAAGCUGGGGGGAUUUUCGCUUAUGCUCGUAAAGCCGGCAUGAUUCCUGCUUAAAUUAUACCAUCACUUUUCAGGUCACUAUGUACUGAUUAGUUCUUCCGUAGGCUUGGCUUUGUAGGCAACAACCAUCUCAAGGCUACAUAUCCAUGUCAGGGAAGAAACCAUGUGCUUGGGGUAAUAUGUUUUUUUUUUCUUUGCAUUGAUGUAAAACUUGCAAUAAAAUUAUCGUUUUUUGUGAUUUCAUUGAUCUUGGUUUUGUUAUGUCAACAAGUCUGAAUCAUUUACCCUAUUAAAAUCGUCUCAAAUGCUGAAAGGAACAAAAAAUGUUUGCUUAA
Messenger RNA from Erigeron canadensis, 1144 nucleotides. Its product is annotated as 3-isopropylmalate dehydratase small subunit 1-like. The transcript has 2 exons. Gene Ontology annotation, molecular function: hydro-lyase activity. NCBI's taxonomy places the organism in Eukaryota, Viridiplantae, Streptophyta, Magnoliopsida, Asterales, Asteraceae. Bases 102 to 863 code for a protein of 253 amino acids. The record is from RefSeq and is a predicted model, not a curated record.